Messenger RNA from Microthlaspi erraticum, 993 nucleotides. Lineage: Eukaryota; Viridiplantae; Streptophyta; Magnoliopsida; Brassicales; Brassicaceae. The record is from the annotation of a GenBank genome assembly.
AUGGAGGCUGCUCUGUGUGUGUGUGUCUUUAAGUUAGUUGCUUGCUUCGUCGUGUCAUUUUGGCGUGAAGUGAAGCGUUCAGAAAAAGGAAGUCAAAACUCAAAAGAGUCCACCGGAGAAGAGAGAGAGAGAGAGAGAGUGGAUGGGGGAUACGAAGGUGGAGACAAUCUCGAGAACUUUCUCAGAGUUUCCAAAGAGCAACCUCCUGUUGCUAAAUUUGUUCUUCGCGUCUCCAACGUUGGCCCCAAUCGCAGAUUCUACAUCUCUCCCGUGUAUGAUAAACUGAUUCGUACAAUAGACGAUUGUGUGUGGCAUGUGGAUUCCAGCUUCCACGGCCGAUUCACCAUUGAUUUUGAGUUUCUGGAACUCAAAAUCUCCCCUUUGAAUGGUGGUGAAGCGUCUCCUGUUUGGCCUAACGAUGCAACAAUGCAAUCAAUCUCAACGCAAACGACUCUCAAAUGCUUAUCCCGGAUGCUAGAAGAAAGCAUCCUAUCAGACGUCACAAUCCACACAGCCGACGGGACGCUCUCCGCUCACAAAGCCAUCCUCUCGGCCAGCUCAAACGUCUUCCAAAGCAUGUUCCACCACGACCUCAAGGAGAAAGAAUCGUCCACGAUCCACAUCGACGACAUGUCGAGAGAGUCUUGCAUGGCUCUCUUAAGUUACCUCUACGGGAACAUAACGCAAGAAGAUUUCUGGAAACACAGGCUCGCUUUACUCGGCGCCGCGAACAAGUACGACAUCACCGAUUUGAAAGCGGCGUGCGAGGAGAGCCUCAUGGAAGAUAUAAACUCCGGGAACGUGCUAGAGAGGCUGCAAGAUGCUUGGCUUUAUCAGCUGGAGAAGCUGAAGAAAGGGUGUUUGAUGUAUUUGUUUGAUUUCGGCAAGAUUUAUGAUGUUAGAGACGAAAUCAGCGGUUUCUUCAGGCAAGCUGAUCGUGACCUGAUGCUGGAGAUGUUUCAAGAGGUCUUGUCCGUGUGGAAACCUGUCUAA